UUUUGCCUCUUCCCUACCUAUUCUGCACCCUUCCCUUCCCCCCCUGCCCCACUUAAUUUAAAUUAUUAUUUAAUUCAAGAUGUGAUCCUGGGAAACUACACUUUUUUUGUAUUAAAAAUGUCCUGGUCCCAAGGGCUUAGCUGUGAGUGUCCCUUCAUGUGGAUACACCAUUGGAUCUGGUUGGGAAAAAUUAUUUUCCCUCAAAUAUUAAUUCUGUAUUUGGUGAAGUACCCAUGUAGUUAGAGAAGUUGCAUUGUUGGAUCUUUCUGUGGGCUUAGCAGGACCAAAUUUCACUCUCUAAAAUUAUGAUAAUGUACAAGACUUUGUACAUCAGUAAAAACAAUUUCCAAAACUGCUGAGAAUCUGUAGCUCCCAUCGUCUUCAAUUAGAGUGAAGAACUUUGGAAAAUAAAAUGUUGUAUGCAAAUAAAUGAAGAUGAAUGUUGCCACCCAUCCUUCUGGCACCAGUGUCAUAAUUACUCCUAUGAAGUGACUGAUAUGCAGGCAGGAUGCCUAAGGGGGAAUCAGCCAAGAUUUUUGUCAAGCUAAUCACAGCACCUGGAUUGUCAGCAUUUUAAAAUGUCACAAUUUGUGAAUAUUUCCUUUUCCAUUAAGUUCCUCAAAGAUAUCUGCAAACUUUUUUAUGACUUUGGGAGUACAGACUGAGACAUUUGCAUGCAUCUUUCAAAUUAUUUAAAGUUUUGGGUAGAUAUUUAUACAUUUCUCUUUUUUGCAUAAAUCAUUUUGAGUGCCACUUAAGCUUUCAAACACAUGCACAUGUUAUCAAGUUUUUUAUUUUUUCUACUGAAUUUUUAAUUUAUUUUAUAAAACAAACCCAAACAUUUCAAAUGAUAACAUGUGCAAAACUGUAACUGUCUGUAGACAGUAUGUUGUAAUGUGCAGAGAGAAUAUUACAAUGCAAAGUCAACUUUUCAAGUAGAGACACUAAUAUUGUCCUUUAGCAUCAGGUAUUUAUGAUACAAUCAGGCACAAUUUAAAAGAAAUGGAACUUGUAGCACAGCUUUUAAAAUCAAAGAGUUAGACAAGUUUCCAUCUGCAAGCUAGGAAAGUGUUGAACUUGUAAAGGAACUUUUAUGGAUGUAUGUCUCAAUUUCAGUCUUGCUGAAUUUUGAACAGUCUUGAAUGAAUUUUGAAAGCGUUUUCUCUGUCUUUCAUCAUUGUCUCCUCUUUCACCUAAUCUUAACCACAGUCAGAGUUGGGAAGCUAAUUAUAUGGGCCUUUUUCUUUGUGCUCCUUUCUCUGUCCUGCAGUUAUUGAGCUGGGAGAAGUCGACUUGAACUGUCCUUCCAACUGUCAAAUACAUAAUACCCAUUUCUUCGGAACUGACAGACAGAUAAUAAGGAGAGGGCAAGCCUUCAGCUUUUAUGCUCGUUUCCAAAAUCGGGAAUGGGAUGACUCCGUGGACCAGGCUGUUUUCACCGUGGAGACAGGCCUCAGACCCUGUGAAUCAAAUGAGACAAAAUGCACCUUCCCAAUGGGCAGAUGUCUAGAUCAAACCUGUUGGAGUGCUUCCUACAAAGUUCAUCAGCCAAAAUGCAUCAGUAUCAGCGUGUUUCCUCCCUCCAAUGUCUGCAUCGGCCGUUAUAUUCUCAAUAUGCAAAUCACAUCUUGUGGUCACACAUAUCAGCGGUGUCUUGGAGAUUUUUAUGUCCUUUUUAACCCUUGGUGUGCAGAUGACCCUGUGUAUUUGGACAGUCAGGCCCAUAGAGAAGAAUACAUUCUGAAUGAACAUGGAAUACUGUAUGAAGGAGUUCACAAGCACAUAACCUCUCGACCAUGGCACUUUGGACAGUUUGAAGAUGGGAUUCUGGAUAUCUGCUUGAAGAUCUUAGAUAUGGGUGCAAGUUACCAUCACGGCUCUGAUCGUGACCACUGUUGGCGUAAUGACCCUGUGCAUGUCAGCAUGGUGGUGAAUCACAUGAUAAGCAGCCAUACCACUAGCAGUAUCAUGAAGAUUCCAGAAAACAAUGAUUACCUGAAAGGAACAAAGCCGUUUUCCUGGAAUGGAAGCGUCCCUAUUCUACAGCAGUGGUACAGUGGCAGAUGCAGGCCGGUCAGAUAUGGGUACUGUGGAUCUCUUGCUUCAGUAAUGUGCACAGUGAUGAGGUGUUUGGGAAUUCCAAGCCGUGUUGUCACAAGCUUCUGUUUUCCUUGCUCAAUUGAGAAUCCCCUUGGAAUCAAUGAGAUUUUUGACUCUACUGGUAAAAACCUAUGUGGCAAAGACAAGCUAUGGCGAUACCACUGCUGGAAUGAGUCUUGGAUGGCUCGCAGAGACAUUAAUCAGUGCUGUGGUGACUGGCAGUGUCUGGAUCCAACACCUCUGGAAACAGGCAGAGGUUCAGCUUGCAGCGGUCCUACAUGGGUUCGAAGCAUCAGGGAAGGGGAACUGGACUUGGAUUAUGAUGGUCAUCAUAUGUUUUCUCGAGUAAAUUCAAACUACGUUGGCUGGCUUUCCCAAAACAAUGCCAAAAGAACAAAAUUUUUCUGUGACACAUGGCCAUGUGGACAACGUCUAAUCACCAAGAGUGUUGGCAGUGAGCAAUUUGAAGACAUCACUGGAGCUUACAAGUAUGAACUAGGUUCUGUGAAAAACAAAGAAGCCUAUUACCGAGCUUACAGAAGAAUUCACCCAGGGUAUUGCAAUGCUUCAAACUGUCAUAUUGACAGAGAGUUAUCAUCUCUGAAAAACCCAUUUCUGAGCGACUCAGGAGUUAACAUGAGGUUAAAGAUGGCUAACUGCCCAAUGUAUGGUGAAGAUGUCCAACUGAACUGGCUGCUCGAAAAUUUGCGUAAUGAGACCAAAACCCUGAAGUUUAAUUUGUGCGCACAAAUUAUAACCUACAGCGGUUGUCCAAUGGAUCAAUUUUGGAAAGACUGUGUGAAUGUCACAUUGGGUCCAAGGGAAGUGAAAAAAAUUCCGCUGUGUAUAUCAUAUAAUCAAUAUGGACCUUAUCUCUGUGAUCACAACAUUAUGAAAGUAGUUGCUGUCUCAGACCCAGAGUGUGGAGAAGUUCUGAUGGUGAGCAGGGAUAUUGUGGUAAACAGACCACCUGUUAUUGUUAAGCUACUGAGCCAACCCAGACUGAAAGUACCAUGUACUGCAGAGAUCUCCUUCUGUAAUCCUCUGCAGGAAGAUAUGAAGAAUUGUGUAAUGACAUUAGAAGGCUGUGGUUUAUUCAAAGAGCCAAUGACCAUUGAUUUGGGAACGCUGGCAUCCAACCAACAGGCACGGACCAUCGUGGAGUUCACACCUUACAGGCUUGGCAGUCACCGGCUCCUGGCCAACCUUGGGUGCCACAAGUUUGCCUACUGCAAGGGAUGUGCCAAAGCUGAAGUGUGCUGCUCCGCAGGCCAGAAUGGUGUCCUGCCCAUCAGCCAGAACGGGUCACUCCCAGCGUGUGAGAACGGCUCCGUCCCCAUGAACGGCUCCAUCCCCAUGAAUGGCUCUGGGCCUGUCCCUGUGGCAGACCCUGCGUUCAACUCCAUGUGCGAAUAUAUCUGUAUCCCAGUGUGCAACCCAAACUGCAGCGCAGGGGGGCAGCCUGUGUACGAUUUUGUAUACCUCCCUGCAGGCCAUCCUUUAUGCAAUUCCAUCUGCAACCAAGGCUUCAAUCCAAGCAUCAAUCCUGGUUUUGAGAUGGGAUGCGAUCCUGGCUUCCGUGUUGUAUGUGAGACUGUACCUCCUGCUGCGUGUGCCCCAAUGCCUCCAUCCAUGUAUGGCUCCAUGCCGGCCCCAGCAUCCAACCCUGUUUGCACCCCUAUGCCUCAUGUGGUGUUUGAGACAGGUCCUGCUCCCACACACCCCUCUGGAGGUGGAGGGGGGCCAAUGUCCUAUUCUGUCUCUGUCCCCGCGAAUAAUGCGGUGAGUGCGUUGCUGACCCACUUCAUGGCUGGCCCCAAUCCCAGUGGGGCAGCCCAGGCGGUCCCUAUGUCUGCUCCUCCAUCCUACUCCAUGUGCUCCCCAGUGGUCCACACCAUCGGUAAUCCCAUGCAGCCUCCAACUCCCCUUUCAGUGCCCGGUGCCUCCAUCUCACACGUCGUUUGCGGCUCCACACCCUCUCCAACCACCCAGCCUCCGGGCGGCCCAGUGGCCACCGUGUCCACCCAGCCCCUGAGUGCCGCGGUAGCCCACGGCGUGUGCUCCCCGGUGCCUUCCCCAGUGCCCCGCGCCGCUGACCGUAGCAGCACCCCGACAGUGCUGCAGGUGGGCAGCGCCUCUGCAUCCCGCCCGCUGUGCUCCCCGGCCCCCCGUCCCGUGGGCCCCCCGGCGUCCCACUCGCUGUGCUCUCCAGCCCCCCGCCCAGUCGGGCCCCCUGCAGCCCACUCCCUGUGCUCGCCCACCUCCGCCUCGCUGGUGGCCGCGGGGGCCCGCCCUGCCAGCUCGCCCGCCGCUCAGCCCUUGGACUCUGCUGCCUGCCUCCCGUGCUCGCCAUCCCCGCGCCCCCUGGCAGGAGCCACAGCCCGCUCGCUCUGUGCCCCCACCUCUCGCUCCUUCUCCCAGCUUGUGGGCACCGCCGGGUCUCGCUCGCUGUGCGGCUCUCAGUGGAGCCCUUCCUAUGACACCACCACUCGCUUGGGCUCCACGUGGGCUCCCACCUCCCGAUCGCUGUGGAGCCCCGAGGGGCGCUCGGGCUACUCCUCGACCCGUGCCACCUACGGCACACUUACACGCCCUCCGUACAGCUCCUUGAACCGCUCCUCAUACACCUUGUCCCGCUCUGGCUACAGCACCCUACCCCGCUCCACCUCUCCCUCUGCCUAUGCCACGCUGACUCGCUCCGGGUCGUGCCCCUCGGGCAGUACCCUGGCUCUGGCAGGGUCCCGCAGGCCCUGGAGUCCCACAAGGAGCACUCUCACCUAUUUCAGACGCAAAUAUCUGUAAUGGAGAGUAACCUGGGAAAACCUAAAGCCGGUGAAAUAAAGCCUGCGUGCAGAUGCUUUACAAGAGAUUAGAAAUAGGGUGAUGAAGAGCAGCGUGCUGCUCCUGAGCAUUUAUCUAUGGAUUUGAGUUGUGCCAGAAAGCAGGCUGCGAGCCAACUGCUGAGGGAUGCAUUCGAUGUAAUACUUGUAUGUCUUGAGAUAUGGUACGGUGGAAAUGACAAAUGAAUGUGCUCCCUGCGGAGCCGUCGUGACAAUAGCGGCACGGUGCAGGUAAAUCAGACUUACUUGCUCAGUCAAGCUGUUUUAUAAAUGAUGUGCCUUCACUCUCUCUUCUCUUGAUUUUUUGCAAUGCACAUUUCUUAGAUCUCCCUGGGCUACAGCACUAGUAGCAAAUCUCUCUCUCCCUGCAUGAAAUGUGCUGUCCUUGGGAUGCUGCAGAGGUGACAGCAGACGUGCCUUCAUGUCUCACCUAGCAGACACUGGGCCCCUGGGCCCCAGCGUUGCUGUGGCUUAGGUCAGGUCUGCGUGCACUCUGCUUCUCUAGUUGUGUAGUACUGAAAACUCUGGAGGUCUCAGAGCAACUGAAUCAUUACAAAUCAGCUGAAGAGUUUACCUGCGUCUUUUUUUUUAUCCUUUUGUCUUUUUUUAAUAAGAAUUUUAGUUUUACUACUCUUUACUACUCUUGACCUAGUGUCAGGAAUCCAGAGCUUAGGUUAGAAACUCUGCAAAACUUGAUGAAUAAUUAAUACAAUAUAUUGGCUGUCACAACUGACUGUUUUUCAUAUAGCAUAUUUCAAAAAUUUUCUCACAUACCUUGUAAGCACUUAGGUCACUAGGAAAAACUCUAAUUCCACAUCUGUGCCUUUUUGAUUGAGUAUAGCUAGGAAAAAUCUGUCACUAGACCUGAACUUAGAAAAGGAAGUAUGAUGUUAUCCUUUCUUUCCAACACCCAACCCUCCCAGCUGAAAGGUUUGGAAGGUGAAUAGAAUGCACUGUGUCUUCUCAGAUGACGGUACUGUUCCAGGUGUUUUAGGUGUUGAAAUUACACAUUGUCAUAAUGAAACUAUCCCUGAAUUUUGUAUUUGCUCAUAAGAAUUUUUUGAGGAGUCAGGAGUUACUGACAACACCUCCCAUCCCUCCAUUAUUUUCCUCUAGUAGUCCAUUAAUUUUAGUAGCAAGUGUUAGUGGGGUUUUGUGGUAAGUUAAGUUUGCUGGUGCUGCAGAAUCUUCAGCCAUGUAGCAAUAGUAUUUCAGUAGUAUCACUGUAGUUCCUGCCCCUGUGUGAUGAGAUUGAGUAACCUCCUGAGGAUUUUGAAAAGGUGUGGUGUCAGAUGGUAGCUAUGAACAUGCCAGCACUACUGCAUAGUAAUUCUGAGUAUGGUAGAAGAAAGAUUUGUCUGGAUAUUGUAGCUGAGUGAUCAUAACUCAGUGACUUGGUUUUUUUACGCCGUUUCAAUAGUCUGUGUUAGAUAUGUGCUGAGAAUUUCUUUGCCUGACUGACAAUAAAAACAGAAAUUUAAAAACCACCUGUCAUUCUAUUAUUUUGGUUUCAUUUUUUUUUUUGCUGUUUUUCAGUAAUACUUCUUAAAAAGUGAGGACUAAAUCUCUGCAAGUGAACUGCUUUGAGAAAUCUUCCCUCCACUCCAUUUCUGUUAAAUUUCCUAUUCUUUUCCUUAAGGUCUGAAUACAGGGCUUCAGAAUAAGAUCUGAAGUUAGGGAAAAUCUAUAGAUUUCUUACAUUACCUGAGAUACUCAGUUUGACAUUAGAGGAAAAAUGAAGCCAUCCUCUCUACUCUCAAUAAACCUUUCCACUUGUGGCAUGAGCUUUUCCUUUGCUCUGUAAAACUCAAUCCACAGAAAUGCCAAAAUGAACAAACUUUUGGAUGGCAGAGGAAGUAUAGAGGAAGUGAUAGAAAAGAUACUGGCAGUAUUUACUUAAGAAAAAAAAAAAAGGAUUUUUUUGGGGGAAGAAGUGUUAAUAGUACAUGGUAGCUACAUAAUUCUCAAAUAACAUUUCAGUUCAAAAUUAUUCUAAUACUGAAGAAAUGAUACUGAGGUUGCUGUUGUCUGAUACAACAUGACAUUAACAAAAGGUAGCUUGUAGUUUCCUUUCAAAGUCCAUUGUACAAUCUCUUACUCAUUGUUGGGGCAGAGGGAGCGGACAACGUGGACAAACACAGAAGAAGAGCCCCCAAACCAAUAAUGACAAAAAGCCCACAAAACAACAGAAUUUAAAUUAUCUCCUUCAGUGUUUAUGGAAGGAAGGCUUCACUUGUUUUAUAAGUUAGCUCCUUUGUCAGGAAACAUGGUUCAGAUUUCCACAAAAUUUCUGGUUUGUUUUGUGGUGGCUUGGUUUGUUUGUGAUUUUUCUUUUCCAUGACUGGCAAAGUCAGACUAAAAUGGCUGUCUCAAAUAUACUUUCUUGCAGUAAAACCCACAAGAAAUUAAUUUUUUUUUUGCCUAAUGUAUUAACUCUAUUGAAGAUUAACAGUAUUCAGUAAUGUGGUGUGAUACAUAAAGAAGCCUAUUUUAGAGAAUGAAAAGGCAACUCAAGCAUGACAGUUAUAGUCAUCAGAAAUUAAAUACAGUACUGUCGUAUUUAUGUGUUCAGGAAUAAAUUUCUUAUUUGAAUCUCAGUUCAGGCAUGGAUUUUAUUUAAGUGAGGGAAAUAUAUUCACAUUUUUACCUGAGUGAUGAAGGUGAAAGAAGGUGUUUUUUCAUGCAUUGUUACAGUUACCCUUUCUGUGAUUUAAAAGUAUAAAUGGAACUAGUGAAAUUUAUUUUUGUGUCCAACUGAAAUAAGAUUGUAUUUAUUAUAGAGAUGAGGAAGACUCUAAUAUGUGGUAAUUUUCAGUUCUUAUCCCCAGCAGUUCAUUAGACCUUUACAAAUCAUUUUUUAAAUGAGAAGUUCCUAUGAUUUACCUGCAAGUUAAUGGUUUCACUUUUAAUGUUUUAGGUUUGUGUUUCUUUGGACAUUUGCUGACAGCAUAUCAUAAAAUGCUUGAGUGAAAGGAGAUUUAUUUUUAUAUAUUCUAUUACCUGCAAAAAAAAAUGUUGAAAGGUAUAACUCAAUGAACAAAUUUCCUACCAGGCAUUAGUUAUAGAGGUAAAUUAAAUUUUAUAUAUUGUAUCAGACAAGAAGAUUAAAUUAGGGAAACACUGUAGCAAUUUUAUUUAGUGUUAAAGUAAAACAAAGUAUUUUGGAAUAUAUACUUUGAAUUGUAUAAAAAUAAAGCAAUUAAAUAUGCUGAUCAGGAAAACAUGAAGAUAUUCAAAAUGUAAAAGAAAACAAGGAUUUAUUUAUUUGUUAUGCAACAAAUCUAUGUCAUCUAUUGUAUACUUCCAUUAUAUCUGAUUUUUCAAAAAUUGAUUUCUUUAUGCUGCAUUUUCAGAAGUGUUUUUAUAAGGAAAGGUCUUUAUUUGUAGAAGGAAAUCCUAUUCAAAUACUUUACAGGUAUCCCUGCUCUUUCUUUCCUUCAAUGCCUUAGAUGGGUGGAAUUUCUUCCACGCCUUUAUAUGUUCUUCCUUCUUCUUUGUCUUUGAACUGUCAGGUAUGUUACAUAAUGUGCUUUUAUGCUUAUUUGGAUUGAGUAAUUUCUCUGAGUAACAACGGAAUAAAAGUUUGGUACAAGAUACCAAUGCAGAGCUGGAAGCAGAAACUGUUCCCAACCCAAUGAUCAAUUACAGCAUACGUGAACAGCUGAACCCUCAUUACAAUUCUGUUACUUGUUUAUAGAAAUAAUUAAGUCUGCUACCACAUUCAUUUGGAUUUUAAAUUAUGUUUUGUAAUAUUCUAGCUGGCCACACCAGUCUAACUUUUCAACUAACCAUAACUUUUUCUUCUUCUUUCCUGAGAGAAGUUGCUGUUGAAGGUGUUCAGUAGAUGGCUUUAUUUAUUUGAGCAACCUGAACCUUUUUGUAUGUUUGCUAGCCAUCAUAUAUUGGAAUUGCAUGGGUAUUUUCUCCAUAAGACAUGUUUAGUGCACACAUUCUGUCGUUGCUGCAGGGUUUGGAUAAAGAGCAUUCACUACUGAGUAUGAUUUUGUUGGAAAAAACAACAAAAAUAAAUAUCUAGAAAACCAGGAGUUAUGUGUAAAGUAGGGAAAUUCUUCAUGUGUAAAUAAAUGCC
Molecule: messenger RNA, 9030 nt
Organism: Parus major (Great Tit)
Lineage: Eukaryota; Metazoa; Chordata; Aves; Passeriformes; Paridae
Product: protein-glutamine gamma-glutamyltransferase 5-like
Exons: 12
Coding region: 1495-4902 (1135 amino acids)
Biological process (GO): peptide cross-linking
Molecular function (GO): protein-glutamine gamma-glutamyltransferase activity
Source: RefSeq, a predicted model, not a curated record